UCACAAAAAAUCAUAAAAUGCUUUUCCCUCUCCUGCCUUACCACUCCUCUCAUUCUCUCAGAUUGUCCUCAUCCUAAAGGGAACUUAACCUGCAGCAGUCAUGUCUGAAGGACCGAAAAAGACAAAGUAUUCAGCAACACGCCGCCUGUACUUAAAGACCAAACUACUGAAAAAGGCAUCGUCAAUGCUGGUUGCCGAGUAUGAAGAGAAGAAGCGUGAUAGAGUCAACACUCUGAAUGAGAGAGUCCCACCCCUCAAACUGUCUGGUCUGUCUGUUCAGGAGCUACAGGACCUUUGUAAAGAUCUACAUAACAAGAUUGAUAGUAUAGAUGAGGCUCGAUAUGAUAUGGACAUCAAAGCAGGCAAAAAUGAAAAAGAGAUUCAAACACUAAUUCAGAAGGUGAAUGAGAUGAAAGGUAUGAAGAAAAGGCCUAACCUGAAAAGGGUGAAGAAGUCUGCAGAUGCCAUGCUGGAUGCCCUCACUGAAUCCAGCAAACUCAUGAAGGCUGACUUCAAGGCCAACCUUAAGACAGUGAAGAAGGAGGAGGAGAAGAAAGAGGAGGUGACUGACUGGCGUAAGAACGUGGAGGCCAUGUCUGGAAUGGAGGGCAGGAAGAAGCUGUUUGAUGCGGGACAAUAACAGACACAUCCAAUCUCAUCAUAAAGAGAAGCACACAUCAAGUUAGCCACUCACAGAACACCAUGUGGAAAGCUCUGUCAUUAGAGGUGCAAAGUAAAUUAUCCUAUGUCAACCAUGUUCAUUUUCAUUGUGUCAGUUUCAUGUGUCACCUAGACAAAUACUACAGAACAUUUGGUAUGCAGUAUGAUAUCAUAUCUUGUUUACAACAUGAAAGUAAACAAGUAGGUAGAUGAAAUGCUGCAUUAAUGUCAUCUAAAUGUGGACAUUUGGAUAAUAAUGACAAAUGUAAAAGUGUGAACUGCACAUUAUUCUGUAAUGUUAAUUCAUGUUAUUUUUUUAUCUAAUCUUCCAGAUAGUUUGAUAUAGGUUAGUAAUGGUUACAUGAAAGUAUUGACCUAUAUUUCUUCUGCAUAUUGGAUGUAACAACUCCCUCAAUGAACAUUGAUGUUGAACAACUUA
Messenger RNA from Hypomesus transpacificus, 1099 nucleotides. RefSeq names its product troponin I, slow skeletal muscle-like. Gene Ontology annotation, biological process: muscle contraction. Lineage: Eukaryota; Metazoa; Chordata; Actinopteri; Osmeriformes; Osmeridae. The record is from RefSeq and is a predicted model, not a curated record. The transcript is spliced from 9 exons. The coding region runs from base 101 to 640 and encodes 179 amino acids. Gene Ontology annotation, cellular component: troponin complex.